AUGGCUGAAGAAUCUCAUCCGGCAUACCUCUCGCCCAGCGAGCUGGGCACAAAAGACUACUGGGAAUCCUACUACGCCCGCACCCUAGCCCACAUCUCGCACGAAACCCCCAGCAACGACACAACCCAAAAUGACGACGAUGCCGCAUCCACAACUUCCGACCUAAAUGAAGAAGACGAUCCCGGCACAUCAUGGUUCUCCGAGCACAACGCCCCGCAAAAAGUCCUUCACUUCCUCACGCGCAAGUCCUUCCCCCUGUCGCCGCGCAAUACACUGCACAAGAAAGGAUCCCGCCAGCCAAGUGUCCUCGAUCUCGGUACUGGCAAUGGGAGCAUGCUCGCGCUGCUGAAGAAGAAGGGCGGGUAUGCGGGACGUCUUGUUGGCGUUGAUUACUCGCGCCAGAGCGUUGAGCUUGCGAGGGAGUUGCAGCGCGUGAGAGGGCAUUCGGCUUAUCGGAGUGAUUCCGAGGAUGAGGAUGAGUCUGAUGAGGAGGAGGAAGAAGCAGAUACUGAGACUGGAGCUCAGACAGAGGCGGCGUCUAAUGACUUGUCGCAAGAAGAUACACCCAUCCAGUUCGAGGAAUGGGAUAUCCUCGGCUCGAAAGCUCUUCUUUCUGAGACUGGCCUAGAACUAUCACCCUCUUCGGAGGAAACACUCCCCUGGUUCCCGUACCAGGAAGGCGGGUUUGAUAUCGUGCUUGAUAAGGGGACGUUCGAUGCUGUCUCGCUGGCUGAUGAUGCGAAGACCACCCGUGUCUGUGAGAGAUAUCCUGAUAUCGCGCGGCGGUUGGUGCGCCGCGGUGGGUUCUUGGUUGUUACUACGUGCAACUGGACUGAGGAGGAGCUGGUGCAUUGGUUUACUGGUGAGCGGACGAGUGGGGAUCGGUUGACGGUUUGGGGCCGUGUUGAGUAUCCGAGGUUCCGGUUUGGUGGACAUGAGGGACAGGGGGUUUGUACGGUGUGUUUCCAGAGACUUGGGGAUGCCUGA
Molecule: messenger RNA, 987 nt
Organism: Penicillium vulpinum
Lineage: Eukaryota; Fungi; Ascomycota; Eurotiomycetes; Eurotiales; Aspergillaceae
Product: putative S-adenosylmethionine-dependent methyltransferase
Exons: 2
Coding region: 1-987 (328 amino acids)
Biological process (GO): peptidyl-lysine dimethylation; peptidyl-lysine monomethylation
Cellular component (GO): cytoplasm
Molecular function (GO): protein-lysine N-methyltransferase activity
Source: RefSeq, a predicted model, not a curated record